AUGGGCGCGAGGGCCGCCCUGUGGGGCGUCGCGCUGCUCUGCGCGCUGGGCCUGGGCCGGGGCUCCCCCGCCGCCCCCCAGGGCUCCCCCGGGGGCCCGAGCUGCGCGCCCGGCCGCCUCCUGCGCGGCGCCGGGCGGGACGCGCGCUGCUGCGGGCCCUGCGCCUCCGCCGAGGCCUGUCCCGCCGAGGCGCGCUGCACCUGCCUGCAGCCCGAGUUCCACUGUGCGGACCCCGAGUGCCAGACCUGCAGGCACCACCCCUGCCCGCCGGGCCAGGGCGUGAAGGCCUACGGGAACUUCACGUUCGGCUUCAAGUGUGUGGACUGCGCCGCGGGGACCUUCUCCGGGGGCCGCGAGGGUCGCUGCACACCGUGGGCCGACUGCUCCCGGCACGGGCUUCCCACCAUGUUCCCCGGAAACAAGACGCACAACGCGGUGUGCAGCCCGGUGCCGCCGCCGCCGCCUGCUGAGCCGCGCUGCCCGCCGACCGCCGUCCUGGCCGUGGCCGCCUGCGUCCUGGUGCUGGUGGCCGCCCAUCUCGGCCUGCACCUCUGGCAGCUGCGGAGGCAGCGCAUGUGGUCCCCAGAGGCCCGGCUGCUCCCGGAGGCGCCGCCCCCGCCCGAGGACGCCUGCAGCUGCCAGUUCCCCGAGGAGGAGAGGGGGGAGCAGCUGCUGGAGGAGAAGGACCGGCUGGGCGCCUGUGAGUGA
Pipistrellus nathusii (Nathusius's pipistrelle) is the source of this 708-nucleotide messenger RNA. NCBI's taxonomy places the organism in Eukaryota, Metazoa, Chordata, Mammalia, Chiroptera, Vespertilionidae. The record is from the annotation of a GenBank genome assembly.